Lates calcarifer (barramundi perch) is the source of this 936-nucleotide messenger RNA. It is a transcript of the gene commd2, whose product is annotated as COMM domain containing 2. The record is from RefSeq and is a predicted model, not a curated record. NCBI's taxonomy places the organism in Eukaryota, Metazoa, Chordata, Actinopteri, Centropomidae.
AGGCAUCAAGUCUGCCAGAGAUCCACAAGAAGAAGAGCGAGCAAACGAAUGAGGAAAAAUUACGGUCUAACUCAUUUUCCGGGUCCAUGUUUGUUGUUUGUUCAGGAUGCUGCUGGUUUUGUCUGAAGACCAUAAAGAACACCUCGCCUUUCUGCCGAAGGUCGAUGCCGCAGUGGUUCGAGAGUUUGGCCGCAUAGCACUGGAGUUCCUACGAAGAGGAAGCAGCCCCAAGAUCUAUGAGGGAGCAGCCAGGAAGCUGUGUGUUCCUGUGGAUAUGGUGCAGCAUGGAGUGGAAGGCCUGAUGUUCCUGAUGACAGAGAGCUCAAAGCACAUGAUCUCUGAAAUGGAUUUCCUGGACUCAGUGUUGGCUUUGGGGUUUGGUGAUGAGCUUAACCAGAUCCUCUUACAGCUCUACCUGCAGCACCACAGUCAAAUCCGCAGCAUCCUGAGUCAGCUGCCCUCCAACCUGCCUGCCUACCACAACCUGGAAUGGAGACUGGAUGUACAGUUGGCAAGUCGUUCUGUGUGCCAGCAGGUCAUUCCCAUGCUGACGAUGCGGCUGCUCCUGACAGGAAGAGCUGGCAGUGACCGCAGCAGCAGGGUUCUCCAGACAGACCCCAGCACCCUCCUGCACCUCAUCUCUACGCUGGAGGCUGCUCUGUCUGCCAUAAAAACUAGUCACUCUCGGCGCGUAUUACGCAACAUUAAAUAACCACCUAGGUCACUUUCUGUUUAAUAUGUGUGCGUCUGCUGGAAAACAUUAAGCAGUGUCUGUUUCUUUUGGUCUGGUCCUGGAUGUUAAACUAAGUUUUUGCCCAUCCGACUGGCAAAUGGUCGUCUUGAAUUACAAUAUGUGCCAAACGGUAUUGACUGUAUUGUACAUAAGGUUUCUACAGCGCUGCUGAUAUUGCAUUAAAGUGUGACACAGAGCUAAAA